AUGGUCGACAAUAAACGUACGUUUACUGCGCCUCAAAGCUUACUUGAAUCCAACCUUACUUUUCCUAAUGAUGAACCGUCACUUACUACAAUCACUGUUACACGGGAGAGGUGUGUUGAUCCGAGUUUAAUAGAUUCAUUUCUGAGGUUUCUGAGGCAUGGGAGUGAUGAUAUAAUCAGACAAAAAUUAAAUAACUAUAGGAAGGCCUCUUCCAAUGGGAAGAACAAGUGUAAAGAAUUUUUAAAGCAAGAGCUAUAUCCAAAUUGGCAAAUACGGAACAAUAUAAUUUCCUUUUGCGAAAAUGAAGCAGCUAACAUAAAAACUGAGACCGAUCAAAAAUUCAACAAUAUUGGAGGGAGUGUCAUCGAACCCAUUACAGAUGCAAGGAUUGAUCCUUAUGCAGCGAGGGAAAGAGUGGAGGAACAAGAAGCCCAGUAUAGGGAUUGGACGAAGGUCACAGAGUGGGUGGCGAAUAACAGAAAAAUAGAGCAGAUUCUAACCUCUACAACAGAUGGAAUUUUAAGGCAAAAUUGCGAGCAAAAUGAAGACUACUUAAAACAGUUUUCUCGUUUCUGCAAAGACAAUGCCUGA
Saccharomyces kudriavzevii IFO 1802 is the source of this 591-nucleotide messenger RNA. It is a transcript of the gene MIX23, whose product is annotated as Mix23p. The coding region runs from base 1 to 591 and encodes 196 amino acids. The record is from RefSeq and is a predicted model, not a curated record. Gene Ontology annotation, cellular component: mitochondrion; mitochondrial intermembrane space. The transcript has a single exon. Lineage: Eukaryota; Fungi; Ascomycota; Saccharomycetes; Saccharomycetales; Saccharomycetaceae.